AUGGUGGAGGCGCCGCAGCCGCGGGCUUGCAGAGGCCGCGUGCGCCUGGGCGCGGCGGGUCAACGCUCCGGGCCCCGCACCGCAGAGCCGGGCGCGGUCUUCAGGGCGGGCGCGGAGUUCCAGGCCUGCCGGGCAACAGCGCACCGUUUGCGAUUCCCUGAGUUGCAGCUCCGGUCAGAGUCCCCCGGCCCCAGACCCGUGUCACCUCAGCCUCUACCCUGCACCUCCGGCUCCAGGCCCGCUCAAAAGUCACCUCCGGCCCAGUGGGCGCAGCGCCCCCCGCAUCCCGCAGAUCUCCUGCGCCCCGACGCGGCCUCUGAACCUCUGUGCCCAGGUCCCCACGCGGGUGUCUUCAGCAGACUCCCCGCGCCCCACGCCUCCUUCCAGGGCGGGCCUCCCCUGCGUCCAACUAGGACCCGCAAACCGGUCUCCUUGUCCUCUCCGGGCCCAACCUGCGCCCUGAGCGCUGCGGCUCCGCACGUCCUCCCACCCGUCCCGGCCUCCAGCCUCCCCACGCCCCCCUCGCGCUCCCGAGGACCCUGCGCGCCCUCCCCGGCGCCCAUCCCACCUCCUCCACCCGCGCACCUCCUCCCGCCGCCUCGCCAGCCAGGGACCCGGCUCUCCGCGCCUCGCCCGCGCCGCCCCCAGAUCCCGGAACCCUGCAGCCCUGCCCCUCCCCGGCUCGACCCAGGACCUGCGAAGCCCUCACCUCCUGCGCGCUGCCGAUUCCCGGCCAGGCCGCGCCCCUCGCCGUCCUCCCCUCCUGCAUCCCCUAUGCUCCCCUAA
Sciurus carolinensis (gray squirrel) is the source of this 786-nucleotide messenger RNA. Its product is annotated as vegetative cell wall protein gp1-like. The record is from RefSeq and is a predicted model, not a curated record. The coding region runs from base 1 to 786 and encodes 261 amino acids. NCBI's taxonomy places the organism in Eukaryota, Metazoa, Chordata, Mammalia, Rodentia, Sciuridae. The transcript has a single exon.